UAUAUAUGUGUGUGUGUGUGUGUAUGUAUGUGCACACCUAGGUCCCCCCCCCAUCCCGAUAUAAAAAAACGCUGAGAGGCUGAUGAUAAAUGCGUGGGUGUGCGCGCCCGCCCGCCCGCAUCCAGGACGAGACGAGCCUGGAAACGACACCUGGCUGGAGCUGAAGAACGAAGGAGCGACCCCCGCCGGCAAGGCAGCAGGGUAUUUCCCCACUCUCCUGGGGGUGCGGGCAAUGACGUCACGCUCCGAGGAAGAUUCUUUUCCCAUGUUUUCCCUUGGAUGGAAGCAUGCUCUGUUCCACAAGAAACGAUAGCCUUGAAGUAUGAUCAUGGAAAAGGGAAUAAGCUCAGUAGAAGUUCCUCCUAUGUCAGCUCAUGCCACUACAGUAAGGACGAUGGUAAAAGAACAUGAAGCCAAACCAGCUCAAAAAGUGAGACGAGUGGGAUUUGUACUUGUACAUGCAGGUGCAGGUUAUCAUUCUGAAUCCAAAGCCAAAGAAUAUAAACAUGUGUGCAAAAGAGCCUGUCGGAAGGCAAUUGAAAAGCUACAGGCUGGGGCUCUUGUAACAGAUGCAGUGACUGCAGCGCUAGUUGAACUAGAGGAUUCAUCCUUUACAAAUGCAGGAAUGGGAUCUAAUCUAAACCUCUUAGGUGAAAUUGAAUGUGAUGCCAGUAUUAUGGAUGGAAAAUCACUAAAUUUUGGAGCAGUGGGAGCUCUCAGUGGAAUCAAAAAUCCUGUCUCCGUGGCAAAUAAAUUAUUAUGUGAAGGGCAGAAGGGAAAACUAUCUGCUGGCAGAAUUCCGCCUUGUUUCCUAGUUGCUGAGGGAGCCUUCAGAUGGGCAGUGGAUCAUGGGAUAUCAGCCUGUCCUCCAGGUGUCAUGGCAACAAGACUUAGUUUAGCAGCUUUUAAAAGGAACAAGAGGAAACUAGAGCUGGCUGAAAAAGUAGAAACAAAUCUUUUUCAGCUGAAGAAAAGACGACAAACAAGUGAAAAGGAAAAUGAGUCAGAAACGUUGGACACCGUUGGAGCAAUUGUUAUUGAUCAAGAAGGAAAUGUUGCUGCCGCCGUGUCCAGUGGAGGCUUAGCUUUGAAACAUCCUGGGAGAGUUGGUCAGGCAGCUCUUUAUGGAUGUGGUUGCUGGGCUGAAAAUAUGGGAUUUCAGAAUCCUUACUCUACAGCUGUGAGUACCUCAGGUUGUGGAGAGCAUCUUGUGCGGACAUUACUGGCCAGAGACUGUUCAUGUGCUUUGCAGAAUGAAGAUGCUCAUCAAGCUCUGCUAGAAACUAUGCAAAACAAGUUUAUUAGUUCACCUUUUUUAGCCAAUGAAGAUGGUGUUCUGGGAGGAGUGAUAGUUCUCCGCUCUUGUAGGUGUUCUGCAGAGCCUAACUCUUCACAGGAUAAACAGUCUCUAUUAGUAGAGUUCCUGUGGAGUCAUACAACAGAAAGCAUGUGUGUGGGAUAUAUGUCAGCACAGGAUGGCAAAGCUAAGACUCACAUUUCAAGGCUUCCACAUGGAGCUGUGGCAGGACAGUCGGUAGCAAUUGAAGGAGGAGUUUGUCGAUUGGAAAGCCCAGUGAACUGAACCACUAUGUCAUGGGGUCAGCACAAAUGCUAUUUGUAUAAUAAGAUCCUUUGUGUUUUAAGAGAGAGUGAGAUUUCUAUUAUUUUAUAUACUUUAUUGCAACCACAUGCACCCUAACUUGAAACAAGUGCUGCUGUAGCUUUAGAUUCUAAAAAUUUGUUUGAAUGUAUAUGAGAACACAUCUCCCAGGAGAAAAGAAAUUCGGUUCUCGCUUGCUUGAAAUAUUUUAAUGUUAGAAAAGAUUUUAUGAGCUACUUAAUCAGUCUGUAAGACAAUAACGUCCCAGAAAGAAAUGGUUUUAAAAAAUAGAAGGUAUGCUGAUCACAAAUGCUAUAUUGAGAACAUACAGACUACGAAGUGAGUUGAAAUAAACAAGUAUCAGAAUGUACUCAAUACUAUUUGAUAGUCUCAGGAUGGUCCCAUGAUUGCUUACGCAUACCCUGAUUUUCCAAUGGGAUAUAAUAAUUUCUUUCUAGCAAAGAGGGAUUGAUUCCAGUGAAACAGUCUAGGACAGGGUUUCAGCCAGACUUUUUAUGUUCAGUUAUUCAGUUGUACUUAUUUUGGCUUAAAUGUUACAUAGCUUAAAGCUUUUAUGUAUUAUGAAAGGCUUUGUAACGGUAACGUACAGUCUUUACUUUGUAUAACUGCAUAUUGGGAUGUACAUAAGAACAACAUUUAUUGAAAGAGUUAGUACUAUUCUUUGGUUUAAAUAUAUUAUGAAAGAAUAAUAUAGAAAUAAACUAUUACUGGACAAUGCAAAAUGUAUUAAAGUGGUGAUGUAGAGGAACCUAAUUCUAGCUUUCUUCUGUUCCUUAAAUUUCAAAGUUAAGGUAAAUGGGUAUGCAUGUGUGCAAUUAAAUUUACAUGUAAUGUAAGUGGUGUUACAAGUGGCCUUUUAAAUAAUUUAUGCAGCCAGAAUCUAUGGAUGGUACAUAUUUUCAUAUAAUGUAUGUUGUAAAUAUGGUUGGAUUUUUCUGAAAUUGUUUCAGGAUCUUCAGGUUUCUUUCGAUAUGUAUUUGGGUGUAAUGGCUGUAAGACAAUCCCUUAAAAAAAAAAAGUCUAGCAAAUGAGCUAUUUGAAUAUUACCAAGAGAUGAUAUAGCCAUUCUUUAGAAGUACUUGCUCAACAACCUCCAAACUAUUGUUAAACAUCUGCACUGUACUUGUCCUCUCUAACUGAAGUGUCAACAAACAGUUUUAUAUAAUUAGAAGAAAAUAUUGUUUACAACUGUUUCUAAUUUCGUAAAAAAGAUGAACUCGUUUUAUUGUUGAUAUCUGAAUUUUUUAAGCAAUACAAUUCACUAUGAUUUCUAGUCAUUUCAGCAGAGGCACAGAUGGCUUACAAAUUGUUGCCACAAAUAGCUGUCCAGAAACACAGUAUGUCCAUAAAUUCAAUAUUUUAUCACUAGACUCAUUUGAAAGUGUACAUUACAACUGUGCCACUCAUUCUUUCAAUCAUUCAUGCUUCAGAGGAAGUAGUUCUUUAUAGUUUGAGAAAAGCUAGUUUUUGAAGAAAAAAAAAGAUUGAUCCUUUAUUGUGUCUAUUUUAAUACUGAUCAAAAGUAAAGUAGUUAGUUUAACACACCCUUAGAAAUAUGUAGAUGGCAGACAGGGAGAGAAUUAUAUGUUAUGCUACUUAAUUUACUAUGCACAUAGUUUGGAUUUUCCUAAUAGUAGCCCUUACCUCUGGACCAAAAAUAUGACACAUGCUAUAUUUGCUUAAUUCUUGCAUCGUGACUUUAUCACUUGCCCAGUUAUACAUUAUAUGAAGACAACUCACCAUAGAAAACCCGAUCCAACCACAGAUUCUUACUUUGAUGAUAUUUCUACUCUCAUAAUGGCAAAUAUUUUUUUUUUAUUCAGUAUCUUAAAAAUAUUGAAAAUGUACACGUCACUACUAGGAUAGUAUCGUCAUCUGUUUUGAGCACUUUGGUAUGUAUGUCAUUAAAUUACACUUCAAGGUAGAUAAUCUGAUGGGUUUAUAGUAUUAUGAAAAUAUCCAUGAAAAAGGAAUGGAUGUGUAGCAGAAAAAGUUACCAAGUGUAGGUGAUAGGAUCCUAUCCCCCUCUGUUCAUUAGUAAACAGAUUAUUCAACAUUGAACUAAAAUAUUUGGUCCUGAAACAUUUUUUUAAAAAAGAAAGCUAAAUCAUUAUAAAGGUUGUAAAAGUUCAUUCUCCAGCGUGACGAGUGGAGAAUCCACCAAUGGGUUAACUUCGUCUUCUGCCCGCAGACUAGUCGUCCAAUUUUUCUCCACCUCUCCUCUUGGAACCUCCCUGACCCAGUCUCGACUAGUCUUGAGCCCGUUUAGACUGAAUUCUUGACUCCUGAAGUGAUUCUUCUUUAAGGUCGUAUAUUUUGGUCAAUCCGUGGUGGGGGAGGUACUGCAAGAAGGAACGGCUGUUCAUUUGAGCCCUUUCUGCUGCCGGAUUGCAGUUCAACCACGAGGCUGGCCUGAGCCCAGCCGAUCACCAGACAAACAAGGAACCGGACGCCAUUUCCCGGUCACCAAGUGUGACCCUGAACAAAGGGAGAGACAAUCUCAUUUCCCCCCCCCCAAACCAAUCGUCCCACAAAGCUAGCCAGGAUAGCCAAAGCAAAUUCGGAAUACAUUAGCAUAGCUGAUCAGCGGGCAAUUUAAACCUCCCGCAGAUCAUAUGGAAGUUGGCGAGCCGCGUGGGAACAAUAGGGGGCUGGUGAGCUGCAGAGGAAUAUCAUAGCUCUCCAAGGCUCUUGCCCUAAAUUCAACUAAAGACCUCGAAGGUUCCUGUUAUUUUCCAUUGCCUGAAGCGGGGAUUAGCUGGUCGGCGGAGGACUUUUAAACUCCGCAGCUCCCUCACAGAGUUUCCCUGCAUCUCUGCAACUCCCUUGCAACUCACGCUGACCGUAUUCCACUGAAUACAAGCACAGUUGUUUUUUUCUUUGGGCAGUCUCCAGGAAAUUCAGUUGAGGGAGACACGAGAGAGACUUGGGUUUGACCAAUAACAACCUCAACUCACCCAAGCUCAAUCCUUCUUCCUAGCCACAUAGGAAUAAUAAUAAUAAUUAAAGUAAUAAUAAUAAUUAAAAAAAUAAAAAAUUGAUAUUAAUAAUAAUAGUAAUAAUUGAAGAGCAUAAGACAUAGAUCAGCUCACAAUUACCCUGAACCAGACCGGAAUUGAAUUUUAUUCCAGUUAAGAAUGGCAGAUACCAGCACAGUUCAAACAGUGCAGGAACCUGCCACCACCAGCCCACCUGCUCGUAAAAGACAGAGAUCACCCAAGCAGGAGGUGGCUAGGAAGAUCAAGGCCAAGGCAACAUCUUUGGAAGGCCUUUUGGAAGGCCAAAAGGCCUUCCAAAACAGCGGAUAGGGAGGCUAAGCGACAUCACCAGGCUCUAGAGAGACAAUUCUCGCGAGCCGAAAGGAGACAAAACUCCACUGAAGAUGAAUUGGAGCCACCCAAUUACAGGGAGGAGGAAAUUUUUGGCACAAGAUAGCCCAGCCAGGAACCUCUGGAAACAGAGGCUGAUACGGAACAGGGGGACGGCUCUCCCCUAAGCAAAGGGCCUGGAGAUCUGGGUUCAGAAGCAGUCACCCAUCGCUCAGAUAAUCAUGGAGCAAUGUCUUCAGAGCACCUUCAAUCCCUGAUAUCUCAGGCUGUCGCACAGGCCAUGGCCUCCUCAAGACACCAUUGUUCCAGAACAAGGUCUGUGGCCUCUAGGGAUGGCUCCUGCUUUUCUCAAGGGGAGCCUCUGAGUACCAAGACUCUAUUUCCUCCUCCAGGUCCUCCAGAGGCAGGAGAUCUCCUGCAGAGGACCAUGAGCUGACAGAUCAGAGACUGUCUGACGAAGAGGAUGUAUCUCCAGAUCCUCUCCCGUUUGUAGGACUGUUCUGUCCUUAUUCAAGACGCUGCUACAUAAAGCCAGUGGCACUGCAAAUAUAGAGAGGACCCCGAUUCCGCAGAAAGAAACCUCCACCAAUCCCUCAACUAGUAAGGUCACAAACAACAAAGUGUUUUCACAGCCCACCUAUACCCAACACUUUGUCCCCUGUCCACCUCUCUUCUUUGAUUCUGUUCAGAACAACAUGGGGGCACCAGAUUCCUUCCUCCCAAUGGGGAGGGAGGCAGACAAGAAAAUGUUCAACAUAAAUCCGGCACUAUCAGAGAUAAUAGAAGUGCCAACAAUAGAUGAACCCAUUUCAACCCUCUUUUCUCCACCCUCGAUAGCCGGGGAUGCAGCGGAGGCCCUGAAAUCAGAAGACAAGAAGAUGGACCUCAUCUUCCGCAGGGCACACCAGGCCUCGGCGUGGGCAAUCAAGGCAGGCAUCACUGCUUCCUUUUUCGCCAGGACAUCUCUUCUUUGGCUGCGCCAACUCCAGUCAAGAGUUCCCCCAGUGGAGGAGAAAACUCACCAGAAUUUAAGAAAGUUAGUGGCGGCAGUGAAGCUCAUGUCAGAUUCCUCCUUACACGCAACCAAUUUCUCUGCCAGAGCAAUAGCGUACAAUGGUGCAUGCAGAUUGCUGUGGCUCAAGCAUUGGAGAGCGGACAUGAAGGCUAAAUGGCGUUUAGCGGCGGCACCCUAUAAGGGUGGCCGGCUCUUUGGCGAGGUGCUUGACCCUUACCUAAUUGAAAAUAAGGACAAACGCAAGAUCCUGGCCCACCUGACAAAAAGGAUGGAGAGGAGAGCUCCCUCCUAUUCCCGCAGACCGGCCUUCCGACCUGAUGCAGGCAUGGAUCAGGGGACCUUUUCCCGUCCCUAUCAGCCCAGAUCGGACCGUCAAGGUGAGAGAAACAAUAACAGGGACAGGUUCAGACAACAGGCCCAAGCAAGACGGCCCUUUUGAGGAGCCGGGGGGCAUCCCUACCGCAGAUCCAAGUGACGGCCCAGGGGGCCCCCCAUUGGUGGCCGACUAGCCCUUUUUGCUCACAAAUGGCAAGCCACCACUACGGACCUCUGGGUCCUAAAUACUAUCAGAUUUGGCCUAUCCCUAGAAUUCCUCUCAACACCCCCGAACCGGUUCAUUCCUUGCCUAUCUCCAAAAGAUCUGAUCAAGAAGAACCUCACCAAGGAGGCCAUCCAACACCUCCUGGACAUUCAAGCUAUAGAACCAGUAGAAAGAGAUCAGUGGGGACAAGGAUUCUAUUCCAUCCUAUUCAUAGUCCCAAAGAAUUGGGGGCGGGGGUGGAGAGUAAUACUAGACCUAAAGAGUCUGAAUAGACACCUGGAGUAUAAAAAAUUCAAAAUGCAAACCCUUCGCUCGAUAUUAGCAAGCAUUAGGAAGGGGGACCUUCUGACGUCCAUAGAUCUGACGGAGGCCUACCUUCACAUUCCCAUACUUCCGGAUCACCGGAGGUUCCUCAGGUUCUACCACACAGGUCAACACUUCCAAUACAGGGCCCUACCUUUUGGACUUUCUUCAGUUCCCAGGGUGUUCACAAAGGUAUUGGCAACAAUCGCCGUGCACUUGAGAACAAUUCCGGUGCGCAUCCAAUGCUAUCUGGACAACAUUCUUAUCCAAUCCUCAUCGGCCCAGACAGCACAGUCAGACCUGGCACUGACUCUGAAAAUCCUUCAAGACCACGGGUUCUCAGUAAACUUUUAGUCAGACCGUUCCCUCAAACUGUCUUCUUCAUCUGGGAGCGGUCAUAGACACACAAAAGUGCACGGUGCAUCUCUCUCAGGACCGUCAACACAGCAUUCGAACCCUGGUCAGGCUCAUCCGAAGGAAACGGUCCUCAACGCUGGCUACACUCUCACAGCUGCUAGGAAAGAUGGUGUCAUGCCUCACAAUCGUACCUUGGGCAAGGCUACUCUCCAGAGAUCUCCAGUGAUUCCUACUUCCGUUCCAAAGAGUGGGGAUAGGCUCCUCAAACCAAAGAGUGAAGGUGCCACCAAAGGUCCUGAGGUCUCUCCAGUGGUGGUCCUCCCCAGCGAUGGGGAAGGGACACUUGUUUCUGCUAAUGAGGAAAUGAAACUAGUAAUUUUAGACCCUCCUUCAGGAUGCGAAUUUAGGUAAGGGAAGCCUAAAGAAUAGGCCUGGUGCUGUGAUACAUAGAGCUUCAACUGGAAAAUUAGUAAAAUUACUGCUAGCUUUGUUUUUUUAAGUUAAAGGGUCCAGGGAUUGGGGAAUGGGACAACUCGCCAUGGGACAACUCGCUGCAGGACAAUUUAACAAUUCUUAUUUAAAAUAAAAAUUAUUUUAAUUUUUGCCAUUCACAUUUCAUUCUGUCUCUCCUUUUGCAUCCUUUCUUUAACAAUCUAUUCCACUAUUUCUUUGAUAUUAGUGUAACUCUCGUCCCGCACUGAAUUGUUCUGUGGCAACCUGGCCGUGGGCGAAUUGUCCAUGGCAAAUUGGCCAUGGUGAGUUAGCCGUGGCGAACUGUCAUGGACCCCCAGGGAUUGUCUUUUAAUGUUAAGAACAAGACAAAAAUAUCAAAGAUGAAUGAAUUCCAACAGAAGGGAGCCACACAGUCUCUAAUAGCGUGUCAUUUUUUUUUACUCUAAACAAAUAACAUGUAAUUCAAUGAAAAAUUGUACUUGAAAAUUGAAAUGCUAAAGGAAUGACAAUAUGUGAAGUUGCAUUGUAAAUACACAUUGUUUGUGAACUGUUGAUUUAGGGUAAUCGAACAAUUACACUGGUAGAGGCAGUAGACAGGUUGGAGCUGUAAUAUUCUGUUACUUUUUUUAACAAGAAUAUAAUCUAUGUUAUUUUAUCUACAGUAAAAAUGUAUGUGAACGUUAAAAAAA
Crotalus tigris (Tiger rattlesnake) is the source of this 8308-nucleotide messenger RNA. RefSeq names its product taspase 1 (gene TASP1). Lineage: Eukaryota; Metazoa; Chordata; Lepidosauria; Squamata; Viperidae. The transcript has 14 exons. The record is from RefSeq and is a predicted model, not a curated record. Gene Ontology annotation, molecular function: threonine-type endopeptidase activity. The coding region runs from base 323 to 1582 and encodes 419 amino acids. Gene Ontology annotation, biological process: protein maturation.